AAUGAUAGACGCAGCAGUGAAAGCCACGGUCACCACCAUACCCAUGGUAACCAUCUCCAAGAUGACCAGGAGCAACCCCUUAGACGCCACCAUCACCAUCCUCAGCACCUUCAUCACGACGACGAGAUGUCGGACCACCACACCACCGUCACCCUCUCCAGAGCAUCUUCCUCCUCCCUCUCAUCUUCCCCCUCCGACUCUUCCACCGAAUGGUUCUCUGAGGCCGGCAUUGACGACAAGUUCUCCAUGAAGCACGCCAGCCGGCCGCAGCAUACCAUGUCCUGCUCCAACAUUGCGGGAGGACGACAGCUCCGUGAGGACGACAGCGAGCUGCAGGUGUACGCCACCGUCAAACAGGGGCAAAUUCACGGAGGAGGCAGUCCUGGGACCCAUCCUCGGGCCCAGGUAAGGGGAGGACGCGAGCCCAGCUACUCCGAGCUAAACCGGGGCCACAGCCGCAGUGAAGAGGGGCUGCUGCAGAACACAGGAACUGACAGAGGGAAAGUACGGACACCCCCACACCUGAAGCACGGAUCCCUCUACAAGACAGCCAGCCUGGGCCGUAGCCUGGCCUUCAGUGAAGAGGUCUUGGCUGGGCCGAAGAGGGCGGUGUCCUUUAUCCAGCUCCCCAGUAAAGGCAUCCUGAAAAACAAGGAGGCUCCACGGGACAUCCGCAAGGCCAAGUCCAUGGAGGUGCUGUCCCCCCGGGUGGCAGGCAAGGCAGCAGGGCCCAAGGGGAAGCAGGAUGUGGAGGCUCUGAAGGAUGCAGCCAGGCAGAGCAUGGUGAAGGGGAAGAUACAGUUCUCUGCAUUCCUGGAUGAGAUCACUAAACAGGUCAUCAGUCCUGCUCGUCUCAAUACUCUGGGGGUCCCUGUCGAGACCGUAGGACCGUGUCCAGCCAAAGCCCCAGCAUCCCCCAAAUCUCAACCGAAAAGUCAGCCCCAGCUUCCCUCGAAAAAGCAGGGAGAUGGGCAGGGGGAAGAGAGGGAGCCGGCUACUAAACCGCAGGCCCUGCCUAGGAAACUGAGGAAUGACUCUGACGCACGGUCACGUAAAAUAUCUCUCCCUUCAAAGUUUGGGUAUGAAAGCAAGAACCACACUCCUCGUCUAGGCAGCCCCCCAACCCUCCACUCUGGCCAACCCUACCCGCCCCACCCACCGGCUGGCUAUGAAGACCAACCAGCUUCCCUGCCUGACUUCCAGGGUCCUGUCGGUAAUAGGCAUGGGCGGUAUGGCCCGCUUCUUACAGAUGGCACUGUCAGCUCCAGCCCUGAGCCCAGCCAUCACAAACACCGGAGCUACAAACACCUUGACCAGAGCCACAGGCCCAGCCAUAGCCCACCUUCAUCUCCACACACCCAGCAGCCCCAGCUACCCCACCACGCCCCGAUCCACACACAUUCCCCUCCUCCAGUACAAGGGCCAGAGUCGGAGUCUCCCUCCAGCAAGUCGGACUCGUCCCGGAACAGAGAACAAGACACGGCCAGCCCCAACUCCGAGCAGAGCGACCGCCACAGCCAGUCAACCUACCGCUGGUGUCCUACUUCAUAUAGGGCCUUGACGGGUGACAUUGGCGAACUCCAGACACUGCAGGAGGAGAAUGCUGAGCUGCAGCAGAACCUGAUGCAAACAGUGGUCUGCAUCGAGAGCCUGGAGGCGGAGCUAGCCAGGGCCAGGGAGGAGCUUAGCCACAUGAAGGAGAAGUUCAAGAGGCUCCAGGACACACACACAGGUACCCAGCACACCAACAGCCUUCUGGGGGAGAAACUGCACUCAGCGACUGAGAGCCUUAGCUCUGAGAGGAAGUAUAUGGUGCAGCGUAUCGCCCAUCUCAGCACAGAGCUGGAGCAGGCCAACGCCACCAUCGCCUCUCUGGAGAACAUCAAUGUUCCCUGUCUGAUCAAGGAGCUCCUAGAGAAGCACUUUGACUCUGGAGACGCUGUCAAGCAGUUCCUGAAGAACGCCUUGAAAACCGGCCAAUCUACGGGCGACAUCGAAUCACCGGCUCCAAAACUGGAGCAGAAGCCGUCUGAUUGGUCAAGCGUAGGACUGAGGGAGUUUGAGGCAGGUCCACAAAAUGUCACUGCUUUUAUGCCCUGGAAGCAGGAGGAGGGGUUUGGGGUGAUAGGUCAGACAGGAAAUGAGGAUUCUAGCUCGAUGAGUCCCCCUUUCUCCGUCGCUGACAUCAGUAUGGCUAUCUAUAAGAAACUAGCUGCCAGCCAAGCAGCAAGACAGCCCCGGCCUUCCAACUACCAACCUCACACUGACACCCCUCCCGACCCAUACCCUCUGGUGGAGUUGGGUACAGGGGGUGCAGCGGGGGAGGGUUACCUUGUGCCUGCUGUCAAGGGGUGUGUGGCAGAGGCAGGGAGAGCAGCUGAGAGUAAGCACAGUGCUGUUGUUGAUGUGUCCUAUCUGACGACCCAGAGGGUUUUAGAUGACUUCCUGCACCAGCUGACGCACCCAGAGGAUGCGAGUGGAGGUGGGGGGAGGGGGCAGAACUGACGAGAGGGGGGCGGAGUGAAAGGAAC
Salvelinus namaycush (lake trout) is the source of this 2531-nucleotide messenger RNA. RefSeq lists its product as uncharacterized. NCBI's taxonomy places the organism in Eukaryota, Metazoa, Chordata, Actinopteri, Salmoniformes, Salmonidae. The transcript has 6 exons. The record is from RefSeq and is a predicted model, not a curated record. The coding region runs from base 127 to 2505 and encodes 792 amino acids.